AUGGCAGCCACGACACCCUCUAUUGAGCCAGCUGAGUCCGGGUCCGGGAAAGGCUAUGGCAUUCAAGUCGCAUACCGUACAUUAUCGGUUCGCGUCGAAGAUAAUAAGGCCACCUCCAAGUCCCCGCCAGACCCAGCGGAUGCAAUUGCAAGCAUAGAUGCUCAUCUACUCAGUGUUGACGAAGUAUACACCCGGUAUUCCAGUCAUCCCACAGUCGGUUUGGAGCUUGCCGCUGUUCGUCGCAGGGAGCGUGAUGGCAAGAAUACCAUCAGCCCUCCACCCACCGUCUACUGGAAGAAAACGCUUAAUUAUGUUUUUGGUGGCUUCAAUUUUCUCAUGUGGAUCGCGUUCAUCUUGACUAUCCUGUCCUAUAAACCACUCGGGCCUCCUCUACCUUUCGUUCUUGGUGUUGCCGUGCUCUUGAUCCUUGUCAUUAUCAUUUCUGCUACAUUUUAUGCUUUGGUCGAUUGGAACGCGAACAGAAUCAUGAAGUCAAUCAAAUCCCUAAUUGCACACGAGGCCGCGGUCAUCAGGGACGGAAACCAGCAAAUCAUCUCAGCUGCUGACAUUGUAGUUGGUGAUAUUGCCGUCCUCAGCGCUGGCGACCGUGUCCCAGCCGACAUGCGUGUCGUGCAGGCAUCAUCCGACCUUCGCUUUGAUCGUUCUCUCCUGACGGGUGAAAGCGAAAUGAUACCAGGAGCUAUUGAUGCAACAUCCGACAAUGCUCUAGAGACUCGUAACCUCGCGCUGACUUCCACUUUUGUCGUACAAGGGACUUGCCAUGGAGUCGUGUUCGCCACCGGAGAUAGGACUGUCAUGGGACGCCUUGUCAAGAUGUCUGGAGAAACAAAGUUCAAGCUUACCACUAUCCAAAGAGAGGUCUGGUUUUUCACCAAAAUCAUUUCAUGUCUCGCGCUCUUUUUCUUCUGCUUGUCGCUUCUUCUAUAUGGCGUUUGGUUACGGACAACGUAUCCUGGGUAUGACACCACGUCUUCUGCUAUCGUAAAUUCAAUCGGCUGCUUGACUGCCUUCGUUCCGCAAGGCCUCCCGAUUUGCGUGGCACUUUCGUUGACCGUUGUCGCUCGUCGCAUGGCUAAACGUCAGGUGUUGGUCAAGAAUCUGGCGACAAUCGAGACAUUAGGGUGCAUGUCUGUGUUAUGUUCUGACAAGACAGGCACGCUGACUGCGGGAAAGAUGAUGGUGGAGAAUAUUGCCUUCCUCGAUGACAUAUUUGGUGUCGAUGAAAUUAACGAGAGGGUUACGAAGGCCGCGGACCCUGCUGUUUUUACUGUGUUCAAGACGCUCCAUCAGAUCGCGAGGCUUUGCAACGGUGCAAAAUUCGACGCAACGACUAACCACCUUCCUGUGCAGGAACGCACGAUCAAGGGCGAUCCGACUGAUACUGCUCUUUUGCGUUUCUCCGAAGCCCUUUCAAUACCAGAGCUUGAAGUGGAUUCCAGUACUCUUCAGCAAGAGUAUCAGAAGAAGUUUGAGAUCCCUUUCAAUUCUCGCAAUAAAUGGAUGCUUUCCGUGGUCUCCAAGGUCAACACGUCUGAAAAGGACGCAGAAUCGACAUGGAUCUUCGUCAAGGGAGCUCCUGAUGUUUUGUUCCCUUCCUGCACCAGUGUGCUACAAAGUGAUGGGACAGUCGUCACGUUAACAAGCAGGGCGAGGCAGACGUUCGCCACGCUUCAAGAGGAUUGGUCAAGCCGGGGUCAACGCGUACUCGUGCUGAAACCCAUAGAACAAAUCAAGGCUAAACUUCCACCGAACGACGUGGAAGAUCUCAUGUACGCGGAGAUGUGCGAUCUAACCUUGGUUGGUCUGAUUGGAAUUUGCGAUCCUCCCCGCCCGGAUGUAUUGCCAUCGAUUUCCGUCAUUCGACGAGCUGGAGUUCGAGUCUUUAUGGUCACCGGUGAUUUUAAACUUACUGCUCUAGCUAUUGCACGCCAGGUUGGUAUCAUUACUCAGCACGUCGUCGACACCAUCCAGGACGUCCGAGCUGCUGCAUCAGAGAAGGUCUCGCCGAAAGAGUAUCAUCUUAUCAAGCCAUCCGAAGAUGAUCCUAUCCGUUCCCUGGUACUUACAGGAGAAGACGUCGCAUCUCUCACCACGCCUGAUUGGAAUGUUAUCGUUGGGACCUACACAGAGAUCGUAUUUGCGCGCACUACCCCUGACCAGAAAAUGCGAAUUGUACAGGAAAUAAAAGCUCGCGGAGACAAUACAGUCGCAGUCACUGGAGACGGUGUUAACGAUGCACCAGCGCUAAAAGCCGCUGACAUUGGUGUUGCGAUGGGUAGUGGCAGUGAUGUGGCCAAGGAAGCUGCCGCCUUGAUCUUGUUGAAGAAUGACUUUGCUUCUAUUCCCGUCGCGAUAGAGAUGGGUCGACUAGUUUUCGAUAACCUGAAGAAAGUCACAUUGUACCUCAUGCCUGCUGGAAGUUAUUCGGAAUUCAUGGCGGUCCUCGCAAAUGUACUACUAGGCAUGCAGAUUCCCAUGAACUCGUAUCAACAAGUCUGCUAUUGCAUCACAAACGAUGUUAUUAUGUCCAUCUCGCUGAUGUAUGAGAAGCCGGAAUGGGACUUGAUGCAGCGCAAGCCACGCAACGCCAGGACCGAUAGGCUUACGGAUUGGCGCCUUUUCUUCCAUGUCUAUUUGUUCUAUGGACUGAUGCUGUGGCCCUGCGCGAUGGCGAUGUGGUUCUUGUAUAUGAGCCAGCAAGGCCUCGGUUUCUAUGACGUUUUCUUGACUUUCAGCCAAUGGGAGGAUGGCUGGCAAGGUUACACCAUCGAUCAACUAACCCAGUUCGUCGAUGUUGGUCAAUGCAUUUACUAUGUGACAGUGGCCAUCGGACAGUACGGAACUCUUUUAUCGGUUCGCAACCGCCGAGUAUCGAUACUACAGUCGAAUCCUCUAUGGGGCCCGCGUCGCAACCUACUAGUACUUGUCGGCAUGUUGGGCACGGUAUUGAUCUGCAUCGUGAACCUUUAUGGAGCUGGCUUCCAGCAGGUGUUUGGCACGAGGCCUAUCCCUGGGAUGUUCUGGGGUCUCCCGUUCACCUUUGCGUUAGGAAUCUUGCUCAUGGACGAAACUCGCAAAGCCAUCGUGAGGAAAUAUCCGAAGUCUCUGAUUGCGUGGCUGGCAUGCUCUUAUCAAGAAUCCCAACAUGGAAUCGUUCAAAGCACCAGCCUUCUCGACAUUCCCGCCGAGUCUCUUACUCACAUCACAUCGUUCCUCUCUCCCCCGUCGCUCCUCGCACUCUCUAGAACAAACCGACGACUCAAUGAACACAUAAACGAUGAUAAUACCUGGUACCGGGCCUUUAUCAAUCAAUUCCUUGGAAUUGGUCCUGAGAAUGAUCUCGAGAACGAGAAGAUUCUCUUACUAAGGAAGUCAGAAGGCACUUGGCGAAAGGAGUUCAUCAUGAGGCAUAACUUGAGGAGGCGCUGGGAACGUUCGCGGAAUGGGACGAUUACUCAUUCUCCUCAAGAUACUACCAUCGACGGCGUCCAUCUUAUGUCCGAGUCUGGUCUCCUCACGUGUUCGAUUCAAUACGGAGUGGUGGCUCGUUCACUUCCGCUCAGCGGCAAAGUUCUCAAGGGGUACCUUGACGCUGCCGGAACAGGAUUGGGUAUAGGAAACCCCAAUGUUGAAUUUACACCCAACGUCUCUACCUGCCGUCUCACUUCUGAUGGUGGCACUGCCAGGGCCUUCUGGGGCAAGCGUAACGGGGAAGUGGCAGUCACUACGGCUGCUAGGGCCAUGGAUCCUCGGGGUGCAUCUUCGAAGCUGGUUAGAUGUAAAGUCGAAGAUCACCACGACGGCGCCGUGAACGAAAUUGCGUUGGAUCCUGUUGUUAGCCGGUUUGUUUCCGGAGGUGCUGACGGGCAAGUCAAGUUGUGGGAUACUAAGACGGUUGUGUGCUUGUGGUCUAGCGACAAGCAGCUUCAAUCGCUUGUGGUUGACCCAUUCCUUAAGGUGUCUUCCGCUCUUGCAGAUGGCAUCAUCGCGGGUGCUUUGCAUAGCGGAGACAUUCUUUUAUGGACAUCGUCCCGACAAGUCUAUUCGGACGACUUUUCCAGCCCGGCAUCGUUUGCACAACAUCGCAUCGUCUCGCCCAUUCCAAAGGCACAGUCAUCUCCCCAGGAUAUAUUCAUACCCAAACCUCGGCCAACUGUGCUGUGUGUUCGUCGUCACUCACAGACUACGGCAGCGCUACUCAUCGGGUACUCCGAUCAACCGUUCUUCUAUCGUGUCGUAGUUGACCUUACAUCCGGUAAAUACGAAACUACCGCAUUUGGUGAUCCUUCAUUCGGAUACAACUCCAUCGUCGAACCUUUCUUUGCAGCUCGGCCAGGUGAUUGCAGUUUCAUCAUCACUGGUGAUCUGCAAGGUUCCGUUGGAAUUUACGAUUGGGACACUCCGCAAACAUCUUCUCCCGUUGUACCUGCUCGCAGAUUCGAGGCUCACGAAGAUGGUGCCGUGACUGCGCUUGGUUGGAGCUCGGUUGUUCUUGCCACAGGCUCUGCACGCGGUACAACGACCGUAUGGGACGCGGUCACCUUGGAGCCUCUUAGGCUCUUUUCGUCCCCAGUCCCGCGUGCUGCACCGGGUCGCGAAUUUGGAGGCGUCAGCAGGAUUGUGAUUGAACAGGAACUUUUGGUCAUUGUCGCUGACAAUAGGGUGAUGUCAUGGAAGGUGGGACAAGUACACCACCGCGAAGCUUCGCACAAAAGCAAACAUGCUCGUGCGAGGAACCCAAUUCCCAAAGGACAACAGCGAUACGAUUUGCACAGGGUUAUCAAAGAAUCCAAACGUGAACUGGAACAGGAGAAUGCUUAUGCGCGACGUACCAUGGGGCGAGAAUGCGAGCAACGUUCCACUUUGAACGUGCUUGGACUGUCGGAGUCAGAGGCAAUAGAAUAUGUACUGAUGCUCUCCCGCGAGGAAGAAGAGCAUCGCCGAGUUUCCCAUACCAUCGAUGAAGGCGUCUUCGAGGGUGACUUUGAAGGCGAAACGUUCUUACCAGUCGCUUCAAGUUCUUUAACAAGCCAUGAUCCUGCAUUACCGGCUUUCUCAAGUUUGCUUGACGAUCACCAUUCCCGCACCUAUCCACGUGCCGCCCGUCCCACGACGAAUGAGAAAGUACAGGUGUCUCCUGUCUUCGUCCCGGAACCUAUGGAAGCCGGCGCCACCAUAAGCCCACUCAGGAUACCUGCAUCCCUGCCAGGUUCUUCGACGAGUACAAGGUCUUUACCGGACGUGGCUCGCAGCACGUCGUCCUCUUUCGAACACUUUCCCUCGAUCAGUUCUAGCAUCUCCUCAUCAACCAGCAGCCUAGAACACAAUCGUUCGGCGUGGAGUACACCCUUACGGUCGCCGCCUUCAUCUCAUGGAGCUUCAUCCCCACAUGUUGGAACACCUAUCUUGCGCACGUCUUCUGCAAGCACGGAAAAUCAUGAUAGGCAGUCUGAGGAAGAGCUCCGGGCUACCCCAGAUUUAGAUGAAAUGGACGCGGAUUUGAAAUUUGCGAUUGAGUUGAGUCUUGCGGAAGCGCGUAGUCGAGGCGAGGUUUGA
Messenger RNA from Suillus plorans, 5577 nucleotides. RefSeq lists its product as uncharacterized. The coding region runs from base 1 to 5577 and encodes 1858 amino acids. Lineage: Eukaryota; Fungi; Basidiomycota; Agaricomycetes; Boletales; Suillaceae. Gene Ontology annotation, biological process: intracellular sodium ion homeostasis; sodium ion export across plasma membrane; intracellular potassium ion homeostasis. Gene Ontology annotation, molecular function: protein binding; ATP binding; P-type sodium:potassium-exchanging transporter activity. Gene Ontology annotation, cellular component: membrane. The record is from RefSeq and is a predicted model, not a curated record. The transcript has 18 exons.